AUGACUUCUUUUCUUCGGCGGAAUCCAAAUCCCAGUAGGCUACAUCUAAAGCCGCAGGCAAUUCAUAUCAACAAGGCGAUUACAGACAAGGAUGUGCCACCAAAAGUGAAGCAUGUUAGAGCCAUCAUCUUAGCAACUUUUGAAGAACAUUCCUCCAAAUUUUUCUACACUUUGACCUCAGAUCGUCCACUUUCUUCCAGUCCAGUUUUAUGCUGGAAGUUCCUGUACAUAGUUUAUAAACUCCUCCGCUCCGGACAUUCUGAAUGCAUCGGGGAUGGAAUUCGAAAUGCCUCAAAGCUUUGGCAGCUUCAAGCUUCAUGGCAAGCUCAACGAAUCAGCCAUAGCUACCCACUCGCUCAAUUUUUUCGACUUCUAAUUGGACGUCUGAAGUUGCAUAGAAAAUAUUCGAUAUUACCGGGCAAUCUUGAACUUACGGUUCGAGACAAAAGCACAGCACUCCAGGCCAUACCAGAUCACUUAUUCCAGUUUAGUAUCGACUUGAUGGACUUUCUUGAAGAAAUACUCCGCUUUCAUGAGGCAAUUAUUGCUGCUGUGGAGCUAGAGGGCGUAGCGGUCUGCACUCCUGCGGCUCAGUGCAAAAUGAAUCCCUUGCUUCUUUGUCUUCAGGAUGCAGCUGCGGUAUACGAUCUUAUUGUGCACAUUUUAUUCAAGCUUCACGAACUUUUGGGGAUUGAUGCAAUGACUGGGCAUCGGGAACGGUUCGCAUAUUUGCAUGACAAUCUGGCAGCAUUUUUCCAGAAGGCAUCCCGUAUCCAGUAUUUCAAAGCAUUGGUUCAAAUUCCUUCUUUGACACAAAGCCCACCUGACUUCUGCGUUGGAUCGGAGCUUGAUCGACAUAAGUCUUUUCGAGUUGCUGUCAUAGAAUCUCAUUCUUCGGAAGAUGAGUCAGAACCACAUCCCCCAGAAUCUUCUUUCGAUGGUGUGGCUGCAGUCCCUUCACGCUCAUCGCCAAGUCCAACGCGUAACCCGCCUGCAACAAGUGCUGCAACCACAGAUAAUCAGCUGUUACCUUUAAGUGAUGAACCACCCGACUUCUCCACAUUGGACCUGAUAUCAGGACCACCCUUGAUGGCGCACGAUGGAACAGCUACACAGCCUGCAGUGGAAGAACACCAAGCUGAGGUGCUGCACAACAAACGUCAUUCCAGGCGUCUUGGUUGCGCACAGUAUAACGAGGAUCACGAAUUCCUUCUCGAAACGGAGCUCCUCAAAUCCGAGGUUCAUCAUCUUAAAGAUGAGCAUGAGCGAUUUGUUAGCUCGCUCGUCGAACGGAUCAAGGCCUUGGAAAGCGAAAUUCAAGAUGUCGUACAGCAAAAAUCCUUACGGGAGGAAUACUGUGAGGAAUUGGAAACAAAGGCACGUUUGAAUGCUAACAGGGCAGAAGCAUUUGAGGAAAAGUUUGUCAAACUUAAACAUGUCUAUGCCAAGCUGCGUGAUGAACAUGUGACUUUGCUGCGUGAUCUAGCUACCAAUCAAACUACGCUGGAAGAGUUGGAACGAACAAACACAAAUCUAAUGAAACAAGUUUCAUCACUCGAAGCACAGCUGAUGGGAGUAAACACCAUGGAUCUGAAAGUGUCUGAAAAUGGCUACGGAGACGGUGAUGCUGUGCUCCAUUCCAAUGGUUUGGUUGACUGGAUGGUUUCGCCAAAACCGCUCAUAGAUUCUUUUGGUGCACAUAUACAACAAACUCAUCCAGUUGUACAGAACGCCGUGGUUCAUAUGAAUGGAACGAGUGCCCCACAGAAAUAUCAGGACCGCUUGUUGUCUUUGACAUGUGCCCGCAUCAUGGACGGAUUUGACUGCUUUCUCAACAGACUCAGCAGCCCUGAGCGUGCCCAGCAGUGCGAAUGUCCUACAGAUAUUUACGUUUCUAUCUUGGAAACCGCAUCGAGUGAAAUCCAGAAGUUCAGGGAUUUGUUAGAGGAGACUUCUGACACAGAUUCUGACAAGUUCUUGCUCAGUGUGUGCGAUCUCGCCUCGCGACUUUAUGCGAUCGUGUUGCAACACAAGGCUUACUCAUUACAGUCCGAUGAUGACUGUCAAUUGCUUACAAAACAGUUUGCUUCGGAUGCUGUGCACCUCUUCCAAGCACUGGCUACGGAUCAGAACGCUGGGUCCCCAAACACUCCAGAUGUCGCUCGGUGUCUCGAACAGCUGGAUUCCUCUCUUGGCCGCUUGCGAACCGUUCGCUCUGUUUUAAAGCAAACUGAUGAUGAAAUCGAAUGGCUUUCUCUUGUCGACAAGGAAAUGUGUGAAACUGCAAAGUCGAUGACCGCGGCAGAAGAAAGGUUCAGGCAACUGGCUACAACCAGCUUCUCCACACUCCCUGGGACACCACUCCGUGUGCACCAGCUUAUUUUGGAUCGCUGUUCGGCUCUGAUUGCUGCCAUCAGGGAUUUGGUCUUAAAAUCAAAGAUGGCCCAACAGUCUAUCAACGAGGACACUGUGAAUUCCCAGAACUACAAACGACACGGCCGUUGGACCCAGGGCAUUCUCUCAGCAGCGAAAUCUGUUGGGGCCUGCGCUAAUGUUCUUGUUGAAGUUUCAGACCAACUUGUAUCGAAUCGUGAACAUGUGUUUGAGCGUCUCUUGGUUGUUGCCCAGGAAGUGUCAGCCAGUACGACCCAGCUGUUCGUUGCAAGCCGAGUCAAACUACCUCCCGAUUCGUUACACUUGAGCGAAUUGCAAGCAGCUGUCCGUUUAGUGUCGCAAAUGACUGGAGACCUGGUUGGCAGUGUAAAGUCGGCUAUCGAAACGCAUGAAGCCAUUGAACUAGAUUUUAGCGGUUUAACCCUUACCCAGGCAAAGCGCAUGCAGGUGGAAUCGCAAGUCCGAGUGUUGAAGCUGGAGAAGGCACUGGAAGAUGAACGAUAUCAGCUGAGCCAACUUAGGAAACACAACUAUCGAGACGAGGCUGAAGUGGAAGUAAGUUUAGUGAGAGGAUUCUUGUAUGUUUCAGAUUUUUUCCUUCCGACACAUUUGGAUAAUCGUAGUUUUCUAAAAUAUCCAAAAGGGGCACUACAAAAUGACCAGAGUGUCUCUUGAUACGGAUAUUGUUGGCUCGUUCAAUCUCUUUACAUAUGCAGUUCCUUUUGCCCAUCUUAUACCAAUGCGACAUCUUUAUUUGAUCUGUUUUUUUCACCUCUUCAUUGAUUUCUAAUGUCAAACGUCACACUACUUAUCAGUCGCGGUUGUCGGCACAUCCUUGUUCGCCUUUCCCGCCGUUUUCUGUAUAUCUGCCACUUGUCUUUCACCAGUCAGUGGAUUCUGAUUUGAGUCCUCAGUGACAAUCUCACCUCUUUUUGUACCAGCACCGGAUUUUAGGCAGUGGUUUAUCUCAUACAUGAACCUGCUAAUUAGUCAAUGAUUUUCAACAUUUUAUUUUUAUCGGCCCAUUCAUGCGCAAUUGGCAUCAAGAAUACCACAAAAAUACUCAGUAUGAUUACUUUUCGUUCAUUCCGCGAUGGAACUUGUGGCAAUAAACUUUCCAAAAUAUAAUUGUUAUUUUGCUCAUAAAUGAUCUAUCUGGGCUUCCAGAAACUAACCAGAU
This is a messenger RNA of Opisthorchis viverrini, 3574 nucleotides long. RefSeq lists its product as hypothetical. The coding region runs from base 1 to 3069 and encodes 1022 amino acids. The record is from RefSeq and is a predicted model, not a curated record. Gene Ontology annotation, cellular component: clathrin-coated vesicle; actin cortical patch. Gene Ontology annotation, molecular function: clathrin-cargo adaptor activity; phosphatidylinositol-3,4-bisphosphate binding; clathrin light chain binding. NCBI's taxonomy places the organism in Eukaryota, Metazoa, Platyhelminthes, Trematoda, Opisthorchiida, Opisthorchiidae. Gene Ontology annotation, biological process: actin filament organization; endocytosis; clathrin coat assembly. The transcript has 22 exons.